AUGAGGGUGGCUAAGCAACAACAACAACAACAACAACAACAACGUCGACAGGUUCCUGUCGUUCCUGUUCAGCGCCCUGACUUUGAUGAAUGCACUUUUAAUGAGCUUGACAAGGCGCUGUACGAGGACUUGCAUACAGCGCUCUGCCGUCUCUCCGAGGAGGAGUUUGACAUCUGGGAAGUUUUGGAGAAGAUACUUCACGAUUACCGUAAUGCUCUUGGUAAGUUCGGCACAGAAGCUCCCAGUGAAGAACAAAGGCAUGCGUCUGAUGCUUAUCGCUGUAUAUGUGCUUGCGUAAUUGAAAAUACCAUCUUGCAGGAAUAUGAUAGAGGAGGAGACUCAUUUCUGUCGUCGUUGCUCGCUGAUGAUCGUGAUUUUCGACUUGUAUACGCACUUUGGCGCUGGUGUAUUGACAGUGCAAUAGAGCCGAGCGGAUUUGCUGAUUUAGCUCGCCAGGUUGAAAACAUCAAGGAACUUGCUGGAGUCGCUAAGUAAGG
Messenger RNA from Strongylus vulgaris, 497 nucleotides. The record is from the annotation of a GenBank genome assembly. NCBI's taxonomy places the organism in Eukaryota, Metazoa, Nematoda, Chromadorea, Rhabditida, Strongylidae.